Molecule: messenger RNA, 659 nt
Organism: Paraphaeosphaeria sporulosa
Lineage: Eukaryota; Fungi; Ascomycota; Dothideomycetes; Pleosporales; Didymosphaeriaceae
Product: ribosomal protein L39e
Exons: 3
Coding region: 36-191 (51 amino acids)
Biological process (GO): translation
Cellular component (GO): cytosolic large ribosomal subunit; ribosome
Molecular function (GO): structural constituent of ribosome
Source: RefSeq, a predicted model, not a curated record
ACUUCGAACCUCUCGACAUAUCGACAACCGUCACCAUGCCGAGCCACAAGUCCUUCCGCACCAAGCAAAAGCUUGCCAAAGCUCAGAAGCAGAACCGCCCCAUCCCUCAGUGGAUCCGCCUGAGGACGGGCAACACCAUCCGCUACAACGCCAAGAGGCGACACUGGCGCAAGACCCGUAUCGGCAUCUAAACGAUUCGCCACCCCUCUCCCUGCCAGCUCACGAUUCUCGAGCCCCAGCAUCAAUUCUUUCACGUCCGGCGAGCGAGCGACACGGGAACGGCAUGGCUGGCAAUUGGCUGGCUGCUGCGCGGCGGUAGGGUGGAACGAUGGAUGGACGCUCUCACGAGGGAGGCUUGCAUGCAUAUCAUGAUUUGAGUGAAGGGUUUUCCAAGGACGCUCACUCUGGCUGGCGCUUAUGGGUUCGAAAAUUAGGGUUAGGCAGUGGACAUGAAUGAAACACUUGCAGGACUGAACACUGGUGGAUUGUGCAGACGCAACCGGAACAUUGACGAGUUGAGGUGCUGUGAUCGCUCGACGGAAACUUCGGUAUCUAUAAUCGUUGUUUUGAGUCGCUUUGCCGGAUGACCUGACGUCCCGUCUGCCGGAUACAACACAGCAACUAUUUAUGGCGUCGCCUCACGCAUUUACACGGCACAU